AUGCGCAACCCCGAAUCGGACCCAGACUUCGCAGAACGAGUCAGCAAGAGGCGACGCAUUUCUUCCCCGACGCGGGAAGACUCAUAUGCAACCAUGAGCCCCGCCAUGCCUGCCAUCGAGCUCACUCCGCUUGAGAGCACCCUACGAACCCUACUCCUCGAUGUCGCACAAUACAUCACCGAGAAGAAAACCACCGCAGGAGGCAGCGAUAUGGCAGGCCACUCCGAAACUGUUUUGCGCUUUACAGGCGGGUGGGUCCGGGACAAACUACUCGGAGUCGAGAGCCAUGAUAUCGACGUGGGCAUCAGCAACAUGACGGGAUACCAGUUCGGUAUGGCCCUGAAAGACUACCUGGAUGUUCCCGAGCAUCUUGAAAAGUACAAGAAAAACCUUCCAAAUGGGGAAAUGCACGACGCCAUUGUGAGCCUUCACAAAAUCGAGGCCAACCCAGAGAAGUCAAAGCACCUCGAGACCGUCACAACCAAAAUUUUCGGCCUGGAUAUCGAUUUGGUCAAUCUACGGAAAGAGACAUACACAGAUGACAGUCGCAAUCCUCAGAUGGAGUUCGGUACCGCUCUCGAAGACGCUCUGAGACGCGACGCAACUAUCAAUGCACUUUUCUACAAUCUUAAUGAGUCACGGCUGGAAGAUCUCACUAAGAGAGGGCUGGACGACAUGAAGAAAAAAAUUAUUCGAUGCCCGAUGGAACCAUACCAAACCUUCAAAGACGACCCACUGCGUGUGCUUCGAUUGAUCCGCUUUGCGAGCAGACUGGGUUACCAAAUCGACCCCGAAACCAAAGCCGCGAUGAAGAUUGAAGAUAUUCGCGAGGCGUUGAAGCUCAAAAUCAGUAAAGAGCGAGUGGGAGCCGAGCUGGAAAAGAUGCUGCGCGGCCCUGACCCUCGUGGUGCAUUGGAGCUCAUCGACCGACUCCAACUGUUCUCCACUAUCUUCGCUAAUCAUCAGGAUGAAGUCAAGGCGGAUACAUCGACAUGGCCACUUGCCUACAAUACUAUGGCACGAUUGCUGCAUCCAGAGGCUGAUAAUAGCGAAGAGGUCCGGGCAGUCACUAAGCGCGUUCGGAAUAUCCUAUUCCGCGACGAGACUACCAUAUACUACGCUUGGAUGAUUACAACCUUUGCUCCCUGGACUUCCAUCCCCGCCCGUGCCGGGAAAGGAUCCAAACCCGUGCCCCCACGAGCUGUUGAGGUUGGAAGAGAUAGUCUUCGUACUGACAACAAGACCCUCAAUGCGCUCCGCGCUUCUGCGCUACAUUACAAGGAAACAAUUGCGACCAAAAAUGCACUUCUCGCCAACGAGAUGAGUGGAACACCGGCAGAAAUCCGACAACGCGUUGGAUUGCAAAUGCGGUCGUGGAAUAAGGACUGGAAACUUUGCAUUCUCCUGGCUAUCAUGCAAGAAGCCAUGGCACUCCGUGACUUUGCAGAAGGUAAACUCCAUCCCUUGAUGAUCACAUUCCAAUUCUCACAAUGUGUAGUUGUCCGUGAAUACGACCAGUUCCUUGCGUACAUUGUAGAAAGCGACCUGGAGGGCGUUUGUGACCUCAAGCCCAUUGUAAACGGCGACGAAAUUAUGAAAAGUCUUGGGGCCAAAAAGGGACCCUGGAUGUCCAAGGCAGUUAACAUGGCUCUGGAAUGGCAACUUCUUCAUCCUGAUAUCACAGAGAAGGAAAAAGUGCUGGAGGAGAUCGUGGGUCGACGAGCAGAAUUAAAGUGA
This is a messenger RNA of Penicillium robsamsonii, 1737 nucleotides long. Its product is annotated as tRNA adenylyltransferase. Gene Ontology annotation, biological process: tRNA 3'-terminal CCA addition. NCBI's taxonomy places the organism in Eukaryota, Fungi, Ascomycota, Eurotiomycetes, Eurotiales, Aspergillaceae. The coding region runs from base 1 to 1737 and encodes 578 amino acids. The transcript has 2 exons. Gene Ontology annotation, molecular function: ATP:3'-cytidine-cytidine-tRNA adenylyltransferase activity; RNA binding. The record is from RefSeq and is a predicted model, not a curated record.